CCAAGCACCAAAGUUUUAGUUGAGUUGACAAAAAUGAAAAUGGAGAGAACCAUAAGGAUGACAGUUAACGUGGUGCUUCUGAUCAUCUUGAUGAUUGCCAUCCAAAUCUUGAAUGGGGAUUGUAGCAGACCGGUCUCGCAAGGAAGAGAUCCUGGCUCGCCUUCAGGGCCAUGUAAUUGCACAUACGUACCCGGUGGUCCCCCUAGUAAAAUUCAUAGGUGAUGCUUGUUUUUUGAGUUUAUUCGAUCUGUGUUGUUAAUAUAUUUCAAGGUUCCCCUAUGUUUGCUGGGAAAAAAAAAAAUUCCAGCAAUUGCUGUAUAUAUGUGCUCGAUGUUUAAAGUGGAAUGCUAUUGUAGAUUUCGUUUCUUUUCUUUUCUUGGUAAUUAGUACGCUGUUAUAGUCUCCUUUCUUUGCUGUAAAUAGAAUUGUUUACUUUGUUGAUUGAGAUCAUGUUUAAGUUGAUCAAUCUUUGCUGCCAGAGAUAACAAAACUUAGUUAAUUUGUGUGUUUUCUUUUUUUGAUAAAAUGUAAAUUUUAUU
Molecule: messenger RNA, 539 nt
Organism: Rubroshorea leprosula
Lineage: Eukaryota; Viridiplantae; Streptophyta; Magnoliopsida; Malvales; Dipterocarpaceae
Source: the annotation of a GenBank genome assembly